Messenger RNA from Erigeron canadensis, 1143 nucleotides. Its product is annotated as protodermal factor 1. Lineage: Eukaryota; Viridiplantae; Streptophyta; Magnoliopsida; Asterales; Asteraceae. The record is from RefSeq and is a predicted model, not a curated record. Bases 69 to 965 code for a protein of 298 amino acids. The transcript has 3 exons.
UAUUCUACCAUAUCAUCUCUACUACUACGGUACUACCUGUAGCUAGCUUGCAGCUAGUAAUUUCAAAAAUGGAGAGAUCAGUAAUAGAAACAAGAAGAAGUUGUUUGAUGCUUAUUUGUGUUGCAUCUUUGCUUUCUCAAAACUUGGUGUUUUGUGCUAAUUCAAACAACAAUAACCAUGAUGAAGAUCAAAAGAACAUCUACCUUCCUCCUUUCUUCCCUAGCUUUGGAUCUCCUCCUCCACUUGUCCUCACUCCCCCUGUUGACCCUUCUACCCCUAUUGUCCCUUCUCCACCCAUUGGUUACUACACUAGCCCACCACCGAGUUAUGGAGGUACACCACCUAGUCAUGGCUCAGGAGGAAGCACACCACCGGUUCACCACACACCAACACCAUCUCAUGGUAGUGGCGGUGGCCAUCACCAUGCGAAAACCCCACCAACUAACUGUGGUAACCCCCCAAAACCUCGUUCACCACCCAAGCGUAGUCCUGUAGACCCAUCUCCACCUCCAACAUACCACUACAGCCCCCCAAUCGGUGGCAGCACACCACUUCCUCCCAUCACCCCUGGCGUCCCAUUUCCAUCACCUCCAACUGACCCUAACUCGCCUCCCAUUGGUGGUCCUUGCGAUUUCUGGAGGAACCACCCAACGAUUAUAUGGGGACUAUUUGGAUGGUACGGGACGACUCUCGGCUCAGCCUUUGGCAUAGGUACUCUUCCCGGAUCCGGAGCAAGUCUCAACUUAGUGCAAGCACUAUCAAACACCAGAAGCGAUGGGAUCGGUGCACUCUAUAGGGAAGGAACCGCCUCCCUACUAAACUCAAUGGUUAACAAGCACUUUCCAUACACAACCACCCACGUGAAAGAUAGUUUCUUGGCUGCAGUUGGGUCAAACAAGGCUGCCGCGGCUCAGGCUAGGGUGUUCAAGCUAGCCAACGAGGGUCAUAUGAAGCUUCGAGUUUAAUUAAUUAAUUAUUAAUUAAGAUAUAUAUAGAUUAUUUAAUUUGUGUAAGUCUUUAUUUGAAGUUUAAAUCGUUGUUAAUUAGUAUCAUAUGCAUGCACUACUUGUUUUAUGUUGAGUCGAUCGUCAUUUAAGUUUGUAAGGUACGUACGUUGUUAUGCAGAAUUUUCUUAAUUGUUUA